CUCCUCGCGGGCCACGCCCCGCGGCCCCUUCGGGGCCUCGUGCGCAAAGGAGGGGGUGGAGCCUUCCUUGGGACCUUUCACCUCAGCAUGGCUGCGCCCGUGGGACCGGUGAAGUUCUGGAGACCCGGUACAGAGGGACCGGGUGUCAGCAUCUCUGAAGAGAGACAAAGUCUAGCUGAAAACUCUGCAACGACUGUUGUUUACAAUCCUUAUGCCGCCCUUUCUAUAGAGCAGCAGAGGCAGAAGCUGCCGGUGUUCAAGCUUAGGAAUCAUAUAUUGUACUUGAUAGAAAACUAUCAAACAGUGGUGAUUGUUGGAGAAACAGGAUGUGGGAAAAGCACGCAGAUUCCACAAUACCUUGCAGAAGCUGGCUGGACGGCCGAAGGAAGAGUGGUGGGAGUGACCCAGCCCCGAAGAGUGGCUGCUGUUACAGUUGCAGGGAGAGUGGCUGAGGAAAGGGGUGCGGUGCUGGGCCACGAGGUGGGCUACUGCAUCCGCUUUGAUGACUGCACCAACCCACUGGCUACGAGAAUUAAGUUUCUGACCGAUGGAAUGCUGGUCAGGGAAAUGAUGGUUGAUCCAUUGUUAACAAAAUACAGUGCCAUCAUGCUGGAUGAAGCGCACGAGAGGACCUUGUACACCGACAUUGCCAUUGGCCUGCUGAAAAAGAUUCAGAAAAAGCGAGGGGAUCUUCGAUUGAUUGUGGCUUCAGCCACCUUGGAUGCAGAGAAAUUUUGGGAUUUCUUUAAUCAAAAUGACACCAGUGACCCAGCCAGGGAUACGUGCGUGAUCCUUACAGUAGAAGGACGAACGUUUCCAGUGGAUAUCUUUUAUCUACAAAGUCCUGUUCCAGAUUAUAUCAAAUCAACUGUAGAAACUGUGAUGAAAAUUCACCAGACAGAGGGAGAUGGAGACAUAUUAGCAUUUCUCACUGGCCAGGAAGAGGUAGAAACUGUUGUGUCUAUGCUGAUAGAGCAGGCUCGAGCACUGGGUCGGACCGGGAUGAAGAGGCACCUCCGGGUUCUCCCCAUGUAUGCGGGACUGCCUUCCUUUGAGCAAAUGAAAGUGUUUGAAAGGGUGUCACGCACUGUCAGAAAGGUGAUAGUGGCCACCAAUGUAGCAGAAACCUCCAUCACAAUCAGCGGGAUUGUGUAUGUGAUUGACUGUGGCUUUGUGAAACUCCGAGCCUACAACCCCAGGACAGCUAUUGAGUGCUUGGUGGUGGUCCCAGUGUCCCAGGCAUCAGCCAGACAGCGAGCAGGACGUGGUGGCCGCAGCCGCUCAGGAAAAUGUUUCCGCCUUUAUACAGAGGAAGCCUUUGACCAGCUGCCUCAAUCCACCGUUCCUGACAUGCAGCGGAGCAAUCUGGCCCCCGUCAUCCUGCAGCUGAAGGCUCUGGGGAUCGACAACGUCCUCAGGUUCCACUUCAUGUCGCCCCCUCCAGCACAGUCGAUGGUUCAGGCGUUGGAGUUACUCUAUGCUCUGGGAGGGCUGGACAAAGACUGUCGCCUAACUGAGCCGCUUGGCAUGAGAAUAGCAGAGUUUCCUUUGAAUCCCAUGUUUGCAAAAAUGCUGCUUGAAUCAGGAAAUUUCGGCUGUUCUCAGGAAAUUCUAAGCAUUGCCGCCAUGAUGCAGAUCCAGAAUGUCUUUGUGGUCCCCUCAAACCAGAAGUCUCAGGCUAUUCGAGUGCACCGAAAAUUUGCUGUGGAGGAGGGUGAUCAUCUUACCAUGCUCAAUGUGUAUGAAGCGUUCAUCAAGCACAAUAAGAACUCCCAGUGGUGUCAGGAGCAUUUCCUGAAUUACAAGGGUCUCGUCAGAGCCGUGACAGUGAGGGAGCAAUUGAAAAAGCUUCUUGUCAAGUUUCAAGUGCCCAAGAAAUCCAGUGAAGGUGAUCCAGAUCCGGUUCUGAGGUGCAUUGUUUCCGGAUUUUUUGCAAAUGCCGCGAGGUUUCAUUCUACUGGAGCUUAUAGGACCAUCCGUGACGAUCAUGAACUGCACAUCCACCCUGCAUCGGUCCUCUACGCAGAGAAGCCGCCCCGCUGGGUUAUCUACAAUGAAGUUAUCCAAACCUCCAAGUAUUACAUGAGAGAUGUGACCGCCAUUGAAUCUGCUUGGUUAUUAGAGCUGGCCCCUCACUUUUAUCAACAAGGAACGGUAGGAAUGAGCCGAGCCUGUCCCCCAGAACCACCUGUUACCUGCCUCUUUGUAUUUUUAAAUACACAUUUAUUUUCCAGUUUAAUGUCCUAAACUUGCUGUCCCCUCCCCCCACCCCACAGUGGUACACAGGGUGAAAGGCCAUUACCAUGGUCCCAGACCAUUCUGGGUGAAAGCACCGUACCAUUGCUCGUGGUGAAGUGCAUUUAAACAUAAAUCCCUCCAACUUACACGACAAAAAAAGAGAAUGUAUCUUCAGCUCUUCCUCUCUCCCUCUGCUCUUCUAAACCAUUCCCAAAGAAGUUUUGUCACACUGGACUGUGUUCACAGGAAGCAGCACAAAUAUUUUCUGAUGAGGAUUGCCUUGCCAAGAUGGUAAACACAUGUGCAAGCUUAAACCCGAGGUGGUUUAAACGCAUGGUGGGAGAUGCCGAGCGCCGGCAUCGCUGUGUAUAUAGUAUAUGCUCUUCUUCCACGGCAGACGUGCACAUUAAUUCAGCAUCUUUGUCAUCUCUGAUCUAUUUUGCUUUUAGACUGGUUUUCUACCUCGUUAUGGGUCACAUUUUCCUGCUUCUCUUGUCUAGUAAUUUGUUGUUGUAUGCUGGACAUUAUAGGUGCUUUGUUGUGAAAAGUUGAUUUUGUUGUUUUUAUAGAAUAUUGAGUUUUUUCCUAGUAGACAGUACUGGCAGAUCAGUUUAAUUCCACCAAGGCCUGAUUUUAGUCUUUUUCAGGCAGGUCUAGAGUAGCCCUCCUCCUAAGACAUGGGCUUUUUGAUGCCUCAACUGAAUGCCUAGGAUGUUCAUUGAGGUCUUUGCACUCUGGCUGGUCAGAGCUCCAGUGUCUCCAGCACUGUACAAAUCUCCAAAUCUCCAUAUCAGGUCACAACUCCCCAGUAACUAGUCUCUGCCAGCCUCAUGGAACCUUGGCCUUCACAUGUGCAGCUUAGCUUUCAGCCAAAGACUUAAGGGUGGUAGCUCUAUGUAGGGUUCUGGAACUCCUCCUUUCUGAUGGCCUGUCCUGCAGAUUCCAGCUAGCUCAGCAGCUCUGAACUCUGAUCUGUGUUCCCUCUGCCCAGCUACACUGUCCUCUAUUUAGGGUUCACUUCCCUAUGACAAGGUUUGGAGGGCCAUGCAGAGACCUGGGAUGACUAUAAAGCUCACCUCACGUGUUUCCUUCCUCUCAAGGAUCACAGCCCUGUGCUGUUACCCAGUGCCUGAAAAUGAUUGCUUCAGAUAUUUUGUCCAGUUUCACCAUUGCUUACCACAGAAGGGAAACCAAAACCUGUUACUUCAUCAAGGCUGUAACCAGACUACCGUGUUUUCAAACCAAAAUUUGGCUUGAUCGGUAUAUUUUA
Messenger RNA from Balaenoptera musculus (blue whale), 3508 nucleotides. It is a transcript of the gene DHX35, whose product is annotated as DEAH-box helicase 35. The record is from RefSeq and is a predicted model, not a curated record. NCBI's taxonomy places the organism in Eukaryota, Metazoa, Chordata, Mammalia, Artiodactyla, Balaenopteridae. Gene Ontology annotation, cellular component: catalytic step 2 spliceosome; intracellular anatomical structure. The transcript is spliced from 21 exons. Gene Ontology annotation, molecular function: RNA binding. Bases 88 to 2247 code for a protein of 719 amino acids.